This is a messenger RNA of Manacus vitellinus (golden-collared manakin), 765 nucleotides long. It is a transcript of the gene SOCS7, whose product is annotated as suppressor of cytokine signaling 7. Gene Ontology annotation, molecular function: 1-phosphatidylinositol-3-kinase regulator activity. NCBI's taxonomy places the organism in Eukaryota, Metazoa, Chordata, Aves, Passeriformes, Pipridae. Gene Ontology annotation, biological process: phosphatidylinositol phosphate biosynthetic process. The record is from RefSeq and is a predicted model, not a curated record. Bases 1 to 765 code for a protein of 254 amino acids. Gene Ontology annotation, cellular component: phosphatidylinositol 3-kinase complex. The transcript has 7 exons.
AUGCCCAAGCCAGGGCAGCAGCGGCAAACAAAGGGUGUUUUCUUCUGCUCACCCCGUUUUUUUCUUGUUCCCAACAGGAAACACAGACUGACAAGAACUCAAAGUGCCUUUUCCCCGGUUGUUUUCAGCCCCCUCUUCACAGUGCUGGGUUCCUGGCUCGGUUCUGUCACACUUGCUCUGUCUCUCUCCUGCUCUCUGACCCUCUCUUGCCUCUGUUCUCUCCUAGAUGAUAUCAGUGGGACGCUGCCUCCAUCUGUCCUAGUGGGUCCAAUGGGCUCUUCCCUGCAGUCUUUCCCUCUGCCUCCGCCUCCUCCGCCCCACGCCCCAGAUGCCUUUCCCAGGAUUGUCCCAGUGCGGCCUCCAGAGGGGGGGGUGGCCCAGCCCAUCCCACACCUGCAGUGUCCCCUCUCCCGACCCGAUUCCAGCAGCUUCGCCGCCAGCCUGAGGGAGCUGGAGAAGUGUGGGUGGUACUGGGGCCCCAUGAACUGGGAGGACGCCGAGAUGAAGCUGAAGGGGAAACCCGACGGGUCGUUCCUGGUGCGGGACAGCUCCGACCCCCGGUACAUCCUGAGCCUGAGCUUCAGGUCCCAGGGCAUCACCCACCACACCAGGAUGGAGCACUACAGAGGGACCUUCAGCCUGUGGUGCCACCCCAAGUUUGAGGACCGGUGCCAGUCGGUGGUGGAGUUCAUCAAGAGGGCCAUCAUGCACUCCAAAAACGGGAAGUUCCUCUACUUCCUGCGCUCCAGGGUCCCAGGAGAAUAA